AUGGGUAUACCACUGCCGAAGCCUGUGAUGACUGAGCUGCGGGAGCGCCAUGGCAAUGAAAUAUUCCGCAUCGGCUCUAGCUGUGUCAAUGGAUACCGUGAGAGUAUGGAAGAUGCACAUAUUGUCUAUCUACAACCUUCAUGGGGUUUCUUUGGCGUCUUUGAUGGUCAUGUAAACGAUCAGUGCUCAGAAUAUUUGGAAAAUGCAUGGAAAGAAGCUCUUGAUAAAGAAAAAAUGCCCAUGACUGAUGAACGCAUGAAGGAGCUUGCUCUCGAAAUUGACAAGAAGUGGAUGGAUUUAGGUCAAGAGGGAGGCAGUACUGGAACAUUUUUUGCUGCCAUGAAAAAGGAAAACUCUAUUCAUCUACAAGUUGGCAACGUUGGUGAUUCACGCGUUUUGGUAUGUGUUAAUGGUCUCGCUAGGGCUAUGACGGAAGACCACAAGCCAAACAAUGAAGGAGAACGCCGUCGUAUUGAAGAUUGUGGUGGUCGUGUGGAGGGUAACCGCGUGGACGGAAGUCUAGCUGUGAGCCGCGCCUUUGGAGAUCGUGACUACAAGACGAACUCUGGUGGUAGCCAACUACAACAGAAAGUGAUUGCACUUCCAGAUGUCACUCACGUGGAUGUCUCCUGGGGCAACAAGGAUUUCGCCGUGUUAUGUUGUGAUGGUGUUUUUGAAGGACAAUUUACCAAUGAAGAGGUGGUGACAUUUAUCAAGGAGCAGCUGGAGUCAUCCGAUGAUCUUGCUGUCAUAGCAGGUAAGGUAUGUGAAGAGGCCGUGAAUCGUGGUAGCCGCGACAACGUCUCUUGUGUGAUUGUGCAGUUCAAGAGUGGGGUGGACUAUGCCGAUACGCAACAUUUUGAAGUGGUCCCCGGACCUUUUGCUCUGCCGCGAAACAAUCUCUUCCGCAAGGUCUACAGUCUCAUGGCGCAGAAGGCCGGCAGCACACCGGAGGAGGUCCUAGAGAAGCGCUACGACGUCCUCGCCGCCAUGGAGAACAAGGAGGGGCUCGCAGAGGAGUGGGAGGGAUUUAAGGGCGGCCCCCCGGCCCAACUUAAGGGCCACGAGCGCACGCAGUGGUUCGCCGAUUUACUCCAGCAGUACGAAGCGGAGAACCCCGCCGACCCCCGCUCCGAGCAGCUCGAGCGCAUCCAUAUCCUCCAGCAGCAGGUAGGGGUCCCACUACCUAUCCUGCUCUCACUGAUGACAGGACAAACACAGGAGUAG
Trypanosoma theileri is the source of this 1227-nucleotide messenger RNA. Its product is annotated as protein phosphatase. Bases 1 to 1227 code for a protein of 408 amino acids. The transcript has a single exon. Gene Ontology annotation, biological process: protein dephosphorylation. Gene Ontology annotation, molecular function: cation binding; protein serine/threonine phosphatase activity. NCBI's taxonomy places the organism in Eukaryota, Euglenozoa, Kinetoplastea, Trypanosomatida, Trypanosomatidae. The record is from RefSeq and is a predicted model, not a curated record.